AUGUUCGACUACGACGAUAGAGACCACCAAGGUCUGGACUACGACGAGACAGACUACGAGCGCUGGUACAAACCUAACCGCCCCGUCACAGCGCCAGAACUAGAAGCCCUCCGCGCCCGUCUCACCAAACUCGAAGCUCUCGUCGACUACAAGCUCACGCCUCUGCCCCCACUCAUCGUCCCAGGCUUCUCGGAGAACAACCUCAAGCCCCUCCAGUCCGCCAAGCUCCAAAUCUACAGCGUCCACCAAGUCCUCGGAACCCCGGAACUGCUUGAAGCCAUCCUCCUCCACCUACCUGCUCUCGAACUCCUGAAAUGCCAGCGGGUGAACAAGUUCUUCCAAGCCACCAUGGCCGGCUCAGUCGCGCUCGAGAAGGUCCUGUUCAUGGCGCCGCCUUCCGAGAAGAACACUACGAAGGGUUCCGACGAGCUCCCGCAGAUCAACCGGCUCCUCAACCUCCACCCGAUGCAGAACCAUCGCCCGUACGUCUUUCGUGGCCGCGAGUUCGACGUCCAGGACCCUCCGAAGAUUGUGGAGGACAGGGGGAAGUUUCUGGUCGAUGUGCGGUUCGCGCAGUACGAUGCUCCGCCGUUCUCCGGCGCAGAAGCUGGGCGGGUGGUGGUGCCGUCGUGGAUGAAGAUGUAUCUUACGCAACCGCCGUGUGAGAUUCGGCUCCGCACGUCGCAGGAUGGGAAGAUCAGGCGGGUGCAGCCGAUGACGUUCGGGGAGGUGCUGGAGGUGUUGACGGAUGAGCAUUAUGGGACGAGGAGUGGGAAGGGGAAGGAAGGUGGAAAGGAGAAGGUGGAGAAGCGGAAACGAGAGACGACUGCCAACAUUCACGAGUUCAGAAUGCUCUUUGACUACAGCUCAGCAGACGAAAUGGUGAACGUCUUCAUCCCCGGCAUCGUCGGCGCCAUAGUCGGCGCUAUCCUCGGCGGCCCCUUGCUCCCAAAAGUCGUCGAGUCCAGCUGGUUCCAAAGUCUACGCCAGAAGGUCUUGCCUCGAUCCGCCCGAAGAGCCAGAGACGUGGCUCUGGAAGACGCCGAAGCUAGAAAAUUUGGCCUUCUCGAAUACAAAAAGCUUCGCAAGCGUGUUCAGCAGCUCGUAAGGGAGAAUUGGCGGCUUGGUGAAGAGAACAUGCACAUGGCGACCGAGCUUGGCCGUGGGCAAUCGCGCAUCCCGACCGAUGAUUGGCACGCGGGCAUAACCCAGUCACAGCUGUCUUAA
Saxophila tyrrhenica is the source of this 1227-nucleotide messenger RNA. RefSeq lists its product as uncharacterized. Bases 1 to 1227 code for a protein of 408 amino acids. The transcript has 2 exons. Lineage: Eukaryota; Fungi; Ascomycota; Dothideomycetes; Mycosphaerellales; Extremaceae. The record is from RefSeq and is a predicted model, not a curated record.